AUGCUUUGUCAAGGCCAGAUACGAUUAAAUGAUCCUAAAGAUCCAGAUGUAAUCGUUCAACAAACCCAAUUGGGAUGGAUUCUGGGAGAAAAUCCACUGGCCCAACCAUCACAUAAUAAUUCACAUGCAGUACAAUGUAACCUCACUACAGAAUCUCAAUUUGAUGUUCAAAAAUUCUGGGAAAUCGAAGAAAUUCCCAGUGAACGUCACUUGUCCAAAGAAGAGCAACUCUGCGAGGAACACUUUCAACAAAAUGUCGAUCGUGACAGCAAAGGAAGAUACAUUGUGGCCUUGCCUUUCAAUGAGAAAAAGGCAGCAUUAUGCGACACUAGAUCAAUUGCUGAAUCACGGUUUAGAAGUCUGCAGAAAAGAUUCAUCAGAAACCCCGAAUUGGGACAGCAAUAUAAGGCGGUCCUGCAAGAGUACAUCGACCUCGGCCAUAUGUCCGAAGUCGAGGAUGACCCAAAUGCUCGAGAAGGUUUCUACCUGCCGCAUCACGCGGUCAUCAAGACUACUAGCCUGACUACUAAGGUUCGAGUGGUCUUCAAUAGAUCGGCAAAGACAAGUGAGACAGCUAUCUCAUUGAAUGACUCACUGAUGAUUGGUCCAAAGAUCCAAGACGGCAUUUUUUCACUCUUACUUCGAUUUCGCUCACACCAAUUUGUAUUAAAUGCUGAUAUUGAAAAAAUGUAUCGUCAAUUCUGGGUGAGAAAGGAAGAUCGGAAAUUUCAACAGAUAUUAUGGUUCAAUUCAGCCAAUCAAGUCAAAACUUUCCAGUUGAAUACAGUCACCUUUGGACUUUCAUCUGCCCCUUAUUUAGCGAUACGUUGUUUAUCUCAACUGGCAGAUGAUGAAAAAGAGGAUUAUUCUGAAGCAGCUCUUCUAAUCAAGAGAGAUCUAUAUGUGGACGAUCUUCUCACUGGAACUGAUUCACUCCAAGAAGCAUUACAACUACGUGAUGAUAUUACGACAGUCUUAAAGAGAGGUGGCUUGAAUCUUCGACAAUGGGCGUCCAAUCACCCUCAAUUACUCGAAAGUCUACCUGAAGGCAGUGUGAACCUUCAGUUGAAGAGCGACAAGGAUGCCACUAUUAAGGCCCUUGGGGUGCACUGGGACCCCCAGAGAGACACCAUUGUAUAUACAGUAAUACCAAUCAGUAAGACAGUUAAACUUACCAAAAGAAGUAUUCUAUCAGAUCUAGCAAAAAUUUUCGAUCCACUUGGCCUCCUCGGCCCAAUUGUCAUUAGAGGGAAAAUAAUUAUGCAAAAAUUGCGGAAAGAACAGAUUGAUUGGGAUGAUCCUGUACCAUUAAACCUUCACACAGAGUGGAAAUCAUAUACUGAUGAGUUAAUGCAACUGAAGGACGAAUCCUUUGAUCGUAAAAUAAUUAUUUCCAAUGCAAAAGAAAUUCAGUUACAUGGCUUUUGCGAUGCAAGUGAAAAGGCUUAUGGUGCUUGCAUUUAUUUGAAAACAAUGGAUGAUCAGGGAAAAUCCCAGACGAGUCUACUCUGUGCCAAAUCCAGAGUAGCUCCAAUCAAACAAGUAUCAUUACCUAGAUUAGAACUUUGUUCAGCUCUGCUCCUUGUUGACUUAUAUGAAGCUGUGAAGAAUGCUCUCAGGCAUCAGAUUUCUCGUACUGUAUUCUGGUCUGAUUCAAUGAUUGCAUUACAUUGGAUCAACACUGAACCACACAAAUUAUUAGUUUUUGUGGCAAAUAGAGUCUCAGGAAUACAGCAGAAAGCAAGAAACGCGGAAUGGCGACACGUCAGGACUGAUCAAAACCCAGCAGAUCACAUUUCUCGAGGACAGAUGCCCCUCGAAUUCACUGAGAAUCUGCAAUGGAAGCAUGGACCACAUUGGCUCAAUAAAGAGGAAUCUACGUGGCCCAGCAGCGAGCUUAAAAUCCCUGCUGAGAUUCCAGAGAUGAGAAAAACUCAAUGUCUCGCAACAAAAAUUUCAGCAAAAAAUGAUCUGUUGACAAGAUAUUUAUCACUGAUCAAAUUGAGAAGAAUUGUAGCUUUUUGCUUGAGAUUUAAAACAAAACAUCGAGGGCCAUUAACUGCUGAAGAAUUAAACAAUGCCAACAAUCAAAUUAUAAAGGCAAUUCAAGCUGAAGAAUUCUCUGAUGAAAUUAAGGAACUCAAGAAAAAUUCUUCUCUUGGUAAAAAAGACAAGUUGAGGCACUUGAGUGUCUUCCUCGAUGAGGAAGGCUUAUUACGAGUCGGUGAUGGAUUGAAAAAUGCUCCAGUCCCUUAUGCACAAAAGCAUCCAUUAUUGUUACCUAAGGGACACUUUUUCUCCAAUUUGCUCAUCAGGCUGGAACAUUUAAUUAAUUACCAUUCCGGAGCUCAAACCACUUUGUAUUCUCUUCGCAGAAAAUAUUGGUUAAUUGAUGGUCGAAGACAAGUGAGGAAAGUAAUAAUAAAUUGCACUAAAUGCAUUCGUCAGAGUCCUCCACCCAGUAAUUACAUCAUGGGAGAUUUACCAAAGACCAGAGUUACUGAGACUAGACCAUUUCUGAACGUCGGAGUGGAUUAUUGUGGUCCUUUUCUCAUGAAAGAGAAAAAAUUCAGAAAUAAGACACAGGUCAAGGGCUGGGUUGCGGUAUUUGUAUGCAUGACUGUCAAGGCUGUACAUUUAGAGGUGGUCAGUGACCUCACCACCGAGGGUUUUAUGGCAGCAUUUAAACGAUUUAUUGCUAGAAGAGGCAAACCCCGUCAUAUUUACUCUGAUAAUGGAACAAAUUUUGUUGGAGCUAAUAAUGACAUUAAGGAAUUAUACUCACUACUGCAAUCAAAGGAGCACAACGAGAAGAUUCAUGGAAAUCUCGCUGACCAAGGAAUAAAUUGGCAUUUUAUUCCACCACUCACUCCUCACUUCGGAGGACUUUGGGAGGCAGGAGUCAGAUGUUUCAAACACCAUUUGAAGAGGAUCUCGGACGAUUUGCUGACCUUUGAGGAAUUCAACACUCUUGUGAUUGAGAUCGAGGCAAUUCUUAAUUCCCGUCCUUUAACUCCUCUAUGCACUGACCCCAAUGAUAUUCUUGUUCUCACCCCUGGCCACUUCCUUACGGGCGACUCUUUGACUAGCUUACCAGAACCAGAUAGGGGCCUCACUCCUUCCAAUCGAUUAUCACGCUGGGAAAUUAUUCAAAAGAAGCAGCAGGAAUUUUGGAAAAGGUGGCACAAGGAGUACCUCAAUGAGCAAAUUGCCAAAACGAAGUGGACAUCAGGAGAACAUCCCAUCAAAGAAGAUUCCAUUGUCCUUAUGAAAGAGAACAACCUACCUCCUCGCCAAUGGGCCAUUGGCAGGGUCAUCCAAGCCUUUCCAGGCAGUGAUGGAGUCAUUCGCUCUGUCAAGGUCAAAACGAUCAAAGGAAUCUUCGAUCGCAGUGUGCGUAAGUUGGCCCCUUUAAUUCGUGGAAUCGAAAGUGAGAAAAAAGAUUAA
Messenger RNA from Diachasma alloeum, 3447 nucleotides. RefSeq lists its product as uncharacterized. Gene Ontology annotation, molecular function: nucleic acid binding. NCBI's taxonomy places the organism in Eukaryota, Metazoa, Arthropoda, Insecta, Hymenoptera, Braconidae. The record is from RefSeq and is a predicted model, not a curated record. The transcript has a single exon. Gene Ontology annotation, biological process: DNA integration. Bases 1 to 3447 code for a protein of 1148 amino acids.